Messenger RNA from Ziziphus jujuba (common jujube), 2725 nucleotides. RefSeq names its product dirigent protein. The record is from RefSeq and is a predicted model, not a curated record. Lineage: Eukaryota; Viridiplantae; Streptophyta; Magnoliopsida; Rosales; Rhamnaceae. The transcript has a single exon. Bases 1557 to 2123 code for a protein of 188 amino acids.
AUUGGUGUGGCCGAAUUAUUUCAGCAAGCAAAUGUAGGCCAUCUCUUUCUUUACUUCACAAACAAAAUAUAUAUAUAUAUAUAUAUAUAUAUCCUGGACCAUCUCUUUUGACUUUUUGUCCAGCUAGAUGAGCACUCUGACCUGUUUGGCACCAACAAUACCAACUGCAAGCGAUUUUGUUAUCUUCAUUGAAGUGCUAACUAAACAAAAAUAUAAAGAGAGGGUGGAUCUGUAAGCAGUACAAAGAUGUACAUAUAAGACUGAGUUUUGUUAUUUAUCAGUGAUAUUGAUAAUCACCGGUAAACCUUUGUUGAUAUAAUAAUUGUUAAUUAACAGUAUUUAAUUAUAUAUUUAUUUGUUAUUUUAAAAUUCUAAUUUGAAAAAAUAUGACUUAUAAACAGUUGUUAGACAGCAUAUAGAUGUUAUUGAUAAUAAUAAAUAAUAUUAUUCUAUAAUUUGGCAUGGGAUGUUGGAGUCAUUAACUCUAAUCAUGAACUUUCCCUAAUUAUAGAAGAAGUGCAACCUUACUCCACUGCUUUUUGGACCUUAAUGUAUGUUAGCUUUCCAUAUUUAGACUCGGAAAAAGGUUUCAAUUAUUAAUUUGUUCAAUGUUUCCGCUAUUCAUGCAACCAAUAGAAUCCUCAGUAGGUAAAAUUGGGCAUCAAUUAUAUUAGUUCCAUAGAUUAUUGUAAAAUACAUAUAGAUAGAUUUGGAUUACCAAUGAUAGUCGAUAGAGGAAAGAGUACGUUUUAUUUUAGGUAUUUAUUUGUUUGUUUUUGGCUAACUUGAUCAAACCCAAUGCCUCUAUAGAAAAAACUAAUUAAUUUUACACAGCAGAAAAUGCUUAGUCUUCAAUUUUGGAGCAAGUAAUGAAUAGUUUAUUGCAUUGACAAGGGUAUAUAUCUAACUUUGAAUGUAAAACUUAUUUGCAACUUAAAGAUAGGACUUAUAGAACCAAGUUAAAUUACAUGCAAAAUUGUUUAUAUAUACUACAUCUGCAUUAUAUUGCACUGCAAGUAGCUUCUUCUGCUUCUUUAAAUCAAUUUAAGUGCCUAAUGAAAAUACUAAGCAUUUAUGGUCUUGAACGCAUUUUUAUACCAUAUGUAUCAUAGGUUAUGAUCAAAAAUUGGGUUCGUUCAAAUUAAUCGAAUGAAUUAAUUGCUUAACCUGCUUUUACUACUCAACUCCACAGCAAGGAAAAGCAUAUUGGUCCACGACGAAUGAUGAAGUAAGUCGUAAAUAUGAAGUGAUGAAAUGAUAAAAGUUAAUAUAGCUCUCUCUCUCUCUCUCUCUCUCUCUAUAUAUAUAUAUAUAUAUAUAUAUAUAUAUUUGUUGGUAAAUUAAUAUAGCUCAAUAUGCAAAAAGAAAAAUCCUCGUUUUUGAUCCUUUGGUUGGUCUAUAAAGAUGACGUAUAAGCAAAGUUAGAACAAUUUCAUCAAAUUCCCUAGCACUGGCUACUUUCAAAAUCCUUAUAUAAUGAAGAUCCAGACCAUGCUACCUCACCAUCUCCUUCAAGCAUAACAAACUUGUUUGCAUUUCUCUUAUGCUCCUCAAACAUGGCAGCUUUCAAAUCCGUUUUAGCUCUUUUCUUCUUCCUCCUCCUCAUCUCUUGCUCUAGUGGAUUACACCGUGGCAAGAGAAUCCGGGCUCAUCAACCCUGUAAAAGAUUGGUGUUUUACUUCCACGACAUAAUAUACAAUGGAAAGAAUGCCAAAAAUGCAACUGCAGCCAUUGUAGGUGCACCAGCUUGGGGCAACAGGACCAUAUUGGCAGGACAGAACCAUUUUGGCAACUUGGUUGUGUUUGAUGACCCCAUUACGCUCGACAACAAUCUUCAUUCGACACCAGUGGGUCGUGCUCAGGGAUUCUAUAUCUAUGACAAGAAAGAUAUAUUCACAGCAUGGCUUGGCUUCUCCUUCGUCUUCAACUCUACCCAGCACAGGGGAAGCAUCAACUUCGCUGGGGCUGAUCCAUUAAUGAACAAGACCCGGGAUAUUUCGGUGAUUGGUGGUACCGGGGACUUCUUCAUGUCUCGAGGAGUUGCUACUUUGAUGACUGAUGCAUUUGAAGGGGAAGUCUACUUCAGGCUUCGAGUUGAUAUUAAGCUAUAUGAAUGUUGGUAACAAGUCAUUUAUGGCACAUUGAUUUGUUUGUCCCUCUUGUUUCCUUCCAGAUCAAAUGCUGCAAAAAUUUGGCAGUCAUAAAAAGUUUUAUUAUUCUAGCUGAUUUUAAUUUGCUUUCUCUAUUCUUUUUUUUUUUUUUUUUUUUUUUUGGGUUUGGAUUUUAGUGUGCUUAUUUGCUUGCUUCAUUCUAAAUGCUGAAAAAGAAGCCAAAAUAACUUCUUUUUCUCAGUAAGGUUAGGUUUGUUGACAAAGUUAUCUGGUUCUUGCUCUGUUCCCAUCCAAUGGAUUCAAGAUUGACUCUAUAUUUCUCAUGAAUGAUUCAUAUGCUUCAGAGACCCCUAGACCCAAGUUUCAGAAAUGACAAUGCAUUUUCCACAUAAUACAUCUCAUAAACGAUUUGACCAAAAUGUUAAAUUGCAUAUGCCAACAAUAAUCACACAUCCACUAGAACUGGAACAAGGCAAGUCAUCCAAGCAACUCUUUAUUUUUCUUAAGACAAUCGAAAUUACUGUUUACAAAAUUGAAGCAGAAGCAUUUCAUUUCUUUUUCUUUUUUUUUUCUUUUUUUCUUUUUUUUCUUUUAACGAAUAUACUCCACCAAUU